AUGGAACUGCCAGCAGCGCACCAUGGUGCCUUCUUUUUACAGGGUUUCGUGCAGGCAUUGCAAUGGCCGACCGUCUUGCGACUUGUUUUAUCCUCGCGCACCAUGCAACGUGCCAUGCUCAUGACUCUGAUUCUCAAUGGAGUCGUAUACUUUGGCAUGCUCUUGCUUUUGGAAAUGAUGUAUGAUUCAAAGACGCAUCAUAUUCUUGGCAUUUCAUACUCUAAAUUGACAGGUUACCCUAUGUAUCUAGGUUGCUUGCUUAUCAACGGGCGCUAUUACAGUCGUGUCGCCCGCGCUACCUUUCAUACACAUGACCAAACUUCAUUGGAUUCCACUGUGGAUGUAGCUUCCACCAUUUAUGUAUCCAUUUUUUACGGCAGCUGCACCCUUUUCGUAACGCUACUGCGUCUGAUCCCUGGUCUCGGAGAUCAGUUUUCCUUUCUAGCCAGUUGCCUGAUUAUGGCCUCUUAUUGUUUCGAAUACAAAGGAACGUUCCGUGGGUGGACGGUUGAACAACGGAUGACUUUUGCGGAGAAUCAUUGGGCCUACUUCUUUGGUUUCGGUCUUCCUCUGACAGCAAUGACGUUUUUCCUUUCCACCUUACGGUCCGGUGCUGUAUUUGCUCUAUUCUAUCCCAGUUAUAUUGUGAUGGCCACGACAGCUACUGUGAAACCGAAUCACGAACCUUUGGCAGAAACCUUAUCAUCUCAAUUGCUUUUCAUGCUUCCAUAUCAUUUCCCAUUUUUUAUGUGCAUCAGAAAGUUGAUGGAUUGUGCGAUAUGGACUUUGCGCAUGGCUGGUGUGAAUGGCGCCGACAGCAUAAAUGCUCGUCACAAGAAAUCGGAUUCCGAGUCACAAGGCACCUUUAUUUUCUGA
Molecule: messenger RNA, 876 nt
Organism: Radiomyces spectabilis
Lineage: Eukaryota; Fungi; Mucoromycota; Mucoromycetes; Mucorales; Radiomycetaceae
Product: etoposide-induced protein 2.4-domain-containing protein
Exons: 5
Coding region: 1-876 (291 amino acids)
Biological process (GO): macroautophagy
Cellular component (GO): endoplasmic reticulum
Source: RefSeq, a predicted model, not a curated record